AUGUCCACUCUGUCCAGACGAAGCUACGAUAGUACUGCCCACGAGAAGCGUCUGUCAAAGUACCGCGUUACAGAUGAUGAGCUAUUCGAGUUCGUAUUUGUUCUUUAUAUCAGAGAUGGGCCAAAGAGUGUUAAGUUUCCCGAAAAGCUGCUGAAAGUUUUGGAGCAAAAGCUGCAAGAUAUCGCAAUGGGAAAGGAAGCAGCUUAUUCAGAUCAAUUGGUUCGGAGAACGAUGGCCGUAUUCUAUGGCCAGUUCAUGAACGAAGCUUUUCGUCGCCAGAUGAAGGAAAACAGGAAAAUAGAAGAAUUGAUCUUGAUGUUCGCCACACAUGCCACCGGUGUACUGAAAAAGGAGCCGACCCUGGCAGGAGACGGAUGGAAAGUCGAACUAAAUAACCAGAUUGCGCAGUUUGUCAAGAUGCUUCGCGAUUGCUUGAAAGGCGUUAGCCAUGUUUCACCUGAACUCAACUCAAGAUUGGAUAUAUAUCAGGCCAAGUUAGCGCCCCAACAAACCCCCAGCGACUCUGGUUACGAUUCUGCUUCUAUCUCCCGGGAUCGUGAUUCUCUCAAUGGCCCACCAGGGAUCAGCAUGAAUACUAUAGACAUGUCUGUCGUUAUGGUGGUCGCUCAACUUUUUAAGAUUCCAGAGACCGCCAUGCAAGGUGAAGUCGAUCGGAUGAGGAAGUUUUGUACAGAAAAGGCCGCUCUCACAGAUCUGAAAACGUGCUCGAAAAACAUCAACGCCGGUGCACCGUUUCCGGGUCGCAGAGAGGACUUUGAUAAUGAUAGCGCAUGGAACCAUUGGCGAUCUUUAGAGACAUCGCACUUGUCCCAACUGAUGCUGGAACUAGUGUCCCUCAAUCCAGAAUUGGCGAAGUCCACCCCGUCUGAUGCUUUACCCUCGGUCUCAACGUCUAGCGGUAGACCAGGAUCCAUCCAUUCUCCUCGCAUAGAGUCUCCAGGAGCUGCCUCUCGUCAUGCAUCCAUAAGCAGCAGGCGGUCGUUUUUUGGUAGCAGCAGUAACCCCGACGGUGUCCCAGAGACGGUGAAUGAAGAAUUUGGUGGGGACGACGAGGUCCCGGUGGGACACCAUUUCACUUACAUUCCCCCGAAUCCCAAGAAGUUCUAUAAGCGUCUAGUGGAAUACUGUCUCAUUGCUGAUCUGGAGGUAAUGACCAGUCCUGAGGUUGAUGAUGCCGAUGAAGUGCCCUUGAGCAUUCUUAGUGCCCCACACGUAGAACUCAUUAAUGAGUGUGCGUUGCGGUGGCGAAUAGGCCAGCCAUACCGCGCAGCCUGUUUCCUGGAUCUCAUCAAAGAGUUCUAUGAGCGGAGCGAAGUUCCGAUGGAGUGUGUGCCUGAAGCCCUGCAGGCUAUUUCCAAAGCAGUACAGGACACGGAAAUCGAAAAAUGGUCCAUUCAAGACUCCGAAUAUUUGGCAAGCAUUUAUGGUACUCUCUACAAUAUCUUUCUCUCUUCACUGUACCACUCGAUGGAUGCAGUACCUAAUAUCAAGCGAUCAGAAGUAGACCCGUAUUUGUCUACAUUGGAACAUAUACGGGAGAGCGGCUUAAUAGAGCGCUUCGACGAUGAUAUCGCUUCUCGCAUCGCCGACGUACAAGAACGGAUCAAAGUGGUUUCUGCACACUAUUACGAGGAGAAGAUGCACGAACUGCAGGCAGCACCUGGUGUUAACCGCGCACUGCCCCUUUUGCUGAUGACGGACGAGUUGGAGAAGGCGGCAAAGCAACUCGACAAACGCUUCCCAGAGCCUAUAAUUGGACAAAUUGAUCUUGUCUCUCUGGUGGUAGAUGUGCAGAUUCCAUUGUUUGUUGCUGACCUUCAGAACUCUUCAAAACGUUUAUUCGAAUCAUCGAUGAAUGGCCCUACUCCUGAUGUCCCCAUACAGGAUAUUUUUACGUUGUACCGCAGAUCAAGAACACUCUUGUCGAUGUAUGAAGCAUUUUGCCCCAAAGGACACGUAGAUUUUGGACUUGGCGUAUUUUUUGAGCCCUAUGUUCGCCAAUGGCUGCUGGAUACCGAUAAUAAGACUAGUCACUGGGUUCAGGCUGCCAUCGCCGCAGAUAAGUUCGAAGCUGAAAAUACCGAAGGGCAUAGUUCAUCCAUUGUGGACCUUUUUGAUUCUCUCCGCAGCCCCAUCAACUUCUUACAAGAUUUAGAGUGGAGUGAUGACUAUCAGGAGGCUAGAUUUUUCACAAGUUUGGCAAAGACCAUCUCCAAAGCAGUGGAACAAUACUGUCGAAGCGUGGAGGAACUGUUCAUGACGGAAAUGUUCCCCCGACCGACGGAUUAUCUUCAGCCCCAAAAAUCUUCAGCCUGGCUUGAAAAAGCCAAGCAGCUAGCAACUCCUGGCGAGAAAAAAGUGGAACCAUUCAACUUCCGUCCUGAGUCGUGUGUCAAGCUGAACAAUGUUGAAGCCGCUCGCAAAUUACUGGAUAAUAUGUAUAAUCAGAUGCAGGCAGACAAGAUAACUGAAACGCUUGAGAACCAUGGUCCUCCCGUUCCAGAUAAGGCGGAGCGGCCGCGCUUCUUAUUCGCUGUUAAAAUCGUUCUUGCAGAGGGUUUGGUGCCCCUGGACAGCAGCCCAUCAUCGUUUUUGGAUACUUUCAUCACACUUAGUGACGAAGCGGGUAAUCGCCUAGCCAAAACUCGCACUAUAUAUGAGACAUUAAAUCCAAGAUGGGACGAAACGUUUGACAUCUCUGUCGAGAAGCCACUCUGGCUCAUGGCUAGCGUCCGGGACCGUGCGCUAGUCGGGAAACAUGACACAGUAGGCAGAGGCUAUAUCUGCCUGGAUCCCGGGCGUUUUGGAGAUUUCUUGACCCACGAUCUAUGGAUAAAUCUUGAUAGCCAAGGUCGCAUAUUACUGCGUGUUAGCAUGGAAGGAGAGAAAGAUGAUAUCCAAUUCUUUUUUGGUCGUGCAUUCAGAUCUUUGAAAAGAAGCGAGGGUGACAUGAUUCGCAUUUUCAUCGACAAGAUGGCCCCAUUCAUACGCCAAUCUAUAUCGCGGAAUGUGCUGAAGACCCUCAUUAAAGCUGGGACUCUUGGGCUUGAUUACAACAAGGCGCUGGGCAACGUCACUGCUCUCUAUCGCUCUGCGCUCGGAUCAAAUUCUAAUGAGAUACAGAUACCGUUACCCAGCUCGGAGCAGUCCCGCGUAAGGCCUGAGGCUUUAACGGAUGUAGAAAUCGAGCGCGCCAUCGUGCCUCUAUUCGAUUAUUUUGAUGCUAAUCUGCAAACGCUAAACACAUAUCUUAGCGACACCGCAAAGGAGAUGGUCAUGACACGAGUUUGGAAGGAGAUAUUGGCAGUGGUUGAAGGCUUGUUGAUCCCUCCGUUAUCAGACGUUUCCAGCGAUAUGAAACCUUUGAGUGAUAAAGAAGUUGAUAUCGUGUUUAAGUGGCUGAAGUUCUUGCGAGAUUACUUCUAUGCUGGCGGGGAAGGACCAGUUCCUUUAGAGGCUUUGCAAAAUCAGAAAUAUCGUGACGUGGUCUCGAUCCGACUUUACUAUGACUGGCAUACGGAUGCUCUCAUGGAGGAGUGCGUACGUAUGAUGCAACAGAGUCUACGCGAAACAGUCCCCGUUAAGAAGAGGGUGAAGAGCGUAUAUAAUCAACGCAACCUGGGCACAAUCAAGGAACGUAAGAAAGAGAAGAAGCAAGAAAAGGAAGUUUCGAAUGGGGAGACUAUUAUGCGAAUUCUUCGUAUGAGGGCCAACACCCAGGAAUUCAUAGCCCAGCAGUUACAGAUUAUGACCGCCAUGCAAGCCGAACAAGAAAGAGCACAGGCUAACCAGCUUCGAAGAUCUCAGCGUCCUAGGCAAGCCCAGCAGCCACCCGUCCCGCCUAUACCUUCGAAAGCUUGAAUAUGUUCGCUUGCCACCAAUCCUUGUCAUUGUAUACCUUCAGAUCCUUCGGUCUCAAUCCUUGCUACCCCACAUAUUAAAUCCGUAUGUACGUGUAUCUUGGGACAUUAUAUUUAUGAGAGGCACUUUGUUAUUUUGCCUGAAACCACCUUGAUU
Molecule: messenger RNA, 4038 nt
Organism: Serpula lacrymans var. lacrymans S7.9
Lineage: Eukaryota; Fungi; Basidiomycota; Agaricomycetes; Boletales; Serpulaceae
Exons: 16
Coding region: 1-3882 (1293 amino acids)
Source: RefSeq, a predicted model, not a curated record